GCUACAACUUCUUUCUUUCAGGUACACCUCUGUAGUUGUCGCCACAAUGAAAGACAAGAAGCAAAGGGUCAACCUAUCAACAGCAUCUGAAUUUGUUCUCAUAGGCCUUAUGCUCUGGAAGUCUGUUUUCUUAUGUCUGUUUUGGUUUUGAUCACUUAUUUAACCACCAUGGUCAGCAACACCACAAUUCUUUUUGCCAUUAGCACAGACACUAAUUUGCACAAACCCAUGUACUUCUUCCUUGGCAACUUAUCCUUACCAGAUGUUCUAUGUCCCACUGUUACUGUGCCAAAGAUGCUGGAGGCCUUGUUGACUGAGAACAAGGUGUUUUCAUUCACUGGCUGCAUGUUCUUCCUCAUUGAUGCUGCAGACACAGAGAUUUUUCUCUUGGCUGUGAUGGCAUAUGACCUUUACAUUGCAAUAUGUCAUCCCCUGCAGUGCAUGAAUACACUAGGUGUGAAACUGUGUGGUCAUCUAGCCCUUGGCACCUGGGUAGCAGGAUUUUUUAAUACGCUUGACACGUCUUUGAUUUUUGCAUUCUUUUUCUGUGAAUCAAAUGAAGUUGGCCAAGAUUACUGUGAUAUUCCCCUGAUGCUGGCCCUUUCCUGCUCAACUAAUUACAGGAAGGAGCUGGUCAUUCUCAUAGUUGCUGGAGUCAGUAUCUUUGUGGUCACUCUGAUCUCAUAUAUCUGUAUCCUCUGGGCUGUCCUGAGCAUGAACUCUUCCGAGAGCAGGUACAAAGCUUUCUCCACUCAUGGUUCUCACGUGACAGUAGGAUGCCUGUUCUACAGCACUACCAUUUGCACAGAUGUACGGCUUUCCUCCACCCACUUGCUGCAUCAGUAUAGGAUAGUUUCCAUGUUCUAUGGAAUCCUCACUCUCCUGCUUAAACCCCAUAAUGUACAGCCAGAGGAACAAAGAAAUUAA
Columba livia (rock pigeon) is the source of this 927-nucleotide messenger RNA. Its product is annotated as olfactory receptor 5V1. Lineage: Eukaryota; Metazoa; Chordata; Aves; Columbiformes; Columbidae. The record is from RefSeq and is a predicted model, not a curated record. Gene Ontology annotation, molecular function: olfactory receptor activity; odorant binding. Gene Ontology annotation, biological process: G protein-coupled receptor signaling pathway. Gene Ontology annotation, cellular component: membrane.